Procambarus clarkii (red swamp crayfish) is the source of this 1090-nucleotide messenger RNA. The record is from RefSeq and is a predicted model, not a curated record. NCBI's taxonomy places the organism in Eukaryota, Metazoa, Arthropoda, Malacostraca, Decapoda, Cambaridae.
AUGCUGUCCAGUGUUGCCCUCAAGUGUCCAGUGCCACUCUCAAGUGUCCAGUCCCGGCCUCAAGUGUCCAGUGCCGCCCUCAAGUGUCCAGUGCCGCCCUCAAGUGUCCAGUGCCAGCCUCAAGUGUCCAGUGCCGCCCUCAAGUGUCCAGUGCCGCCCUCAAGUGUCCAGUGCCGCUCUCAAGUGUCCAGUACCGCCCUCAAGUGUCCAGUGCCGCUCUCAAGUGUCCAGUGCCGCCCUCAAGUGUCCAGUGCCGCCCUCAAGUGUCCAGUGCCGCUCUCAAGUGUCCAGUGCCCGCCCUUAAGUGUCCAGUGCCGCCCUCAAGUGUCCAGUGUUUGCCCUCAAGUGUCCAGUGCCGCCCUCAAGUGUCCAGUUCCGCCGCCCUCAAGUGUCCAGUGUUGCCCUCAAGUGUCCAGUGCCGCUCUCAAGUGUCCAGUCCCGGCCUCAAGUGUCCAGUGCCGCCCUCAAGUGUCCAGUGCCGCCCUUAAGUGUCCAGUUCCGCCCUCAGUGUCCAGUGUUGCCCUCAAGUGUCCAGUGCCGCUCUCAAGUGUCCCGUCCCGGCCUCAAGUGUCCAGUGCCGCCCUCAAGUGUCCAGUGCCGCCCUUAAGUGUCCAGUGCCGCCCUCAAGUGUCCAGUGCCGCCUUAAGUGUCCCAGUGCCGCUCUCAAGUGUCCAGUGCUGCCCUCAAGUGUCCAGUGCCGCCCUCAAGUGUCCAGUGCCGCCCUCAAGUGUCCAGUGCCGCCAUCAAGUGUCCAGUGCCGCCCUCAAGUGUCCAGUGCCGCCCUCAAGUGUCCAGUUCCGCCCUCAAGUGUCCAGUGCCGCCCACAAUGUGUCCAGUGCCGCCCUCAAGUGUCCAGUGCCGCUCUCAAGUGUCCAGUACCGUUCUCAAGUGUCCAGUGCCGCCCUCAAGUGUCCAGUGCCGCCCUCAAGUGUCCAGUGCCGUUCUCAAGUGUCCAGUGCCGCCCUCAAGUGUCCAGUGCCGCUCUCAAGUGUCCAGUGCCGGCCUCAAGUGUCCAGUGCCGCCCUUAAGUGUCCAGUGCCGCCCUCAAGUGUCCUGUGCCGCUCUCAAGUGUCUAGCCCAGCCCUUAAGU